This is a messenger RNA of Didymella exigua CBS 183.55, 549 nucleotides long. RefSeq lists its product as uncharacterized. The coding region runs from base 1 to 549 and encodes 182 amino acids. Lineage: Eukaryota; Fungi; Ascomycota; Dothideomycetes; Pleosporales; Didymellaceae. Gene Ontology annotation, cellular component: mitochondrion; mitochondrial inner membrane. Gene Ontology annotation, biological process: mitochondrial respiratory chain complex IV assembly. The record is from RefSeq and is a predicted model, not a curated record. The transcript has 2 exons.
AUGUCAGAAUCCGACCUACAAACGGCGCAACCAGCGCAGCUCUCACCACCACCACCACCGCGCGGGCCCGCAAACAGCAUGCCCGGCGGGACGGCGCACACAGCGGGCGGCGAGAAGCUCGACGGCGCGGGGCCGUCGUACAUGGACGCGGUGCGGUCGCUGGGGCCCGAGUACUACAUGAACUUCCACAAGCGGCCGUGCGUGCGCGACUCGCAGCUGCAGGGGCUGGCGGCGGGGUUUGCGGGGGGUGCUGUCGCGGGGAUAAUAGGGAGACCCGUGCUGACGGCGUCCAACUGGGCCGUGGCGACGUGGUGCGGCGUGUCCGUCGUCUCGUACCAGGUGUGCCAGUACUACCGGUCCAAGGAGAAGGCCGGGAUCAAGCAGGCGCAGGAGCUGAUGACGCAGAAGCGGGCCAACAUCGAGGCCAAGAAGGAGGCGCGGCGGCGGCAAAAGGAGGAGUACGAGCGGCAGCAGGCGGAGCGGCAGAGGGAGGAGGAGCGGCGGAAGAGCUGGGGGUAUUGGUAUGAGAAGAACGUCAAGUUCUGGUGA